GACCGUCCCAUGCGCUGUGUGGAGUCGAGGAAGGAAUGUUGUCGGCGCAACCAGCUCGAAAACGUGAGAGCUAACGACAUGAACGAUGAAGACGCCGCAAAGUACCAAGAAGAUUUCUGCUUUUGCUGCCUUAGGCUCGAAAAUUAAGGCAGCAGGUGGGGAGACUCGUACUGGCAAGGUUGCCAAAAAGUACACAGUCACAGAGAAGCAAAAGAAAAUUCCAUGUAGCAAGAAGUUCAGACAGUCACUGAGGGUCAGGAAGAGUAACCAGACAGAUUCCACAAGUAACCAUGAACAGUCUACCAAUGGACAUGUGAAAAGGUCAUCAAUAAGUGCUGAGCACGAUCUCAAAGGUGUUGUUCCAGGGACUUCACACAACGUCAGAAAGAAAAGAAGUAGCAACAGUCUGACUUGUCAGGAUUCAGUCACAACUGCACCUCCUCCCAAAAGAAAGUAUGUUAGUAAAAAGCCUCCUGUCAAGACUGAUAUUUGUUAUCAGGAAGAACCAGGGACCUCUUUGACAGCUCUGUUGCAAGAACUGCCUGCAGCAGGCACAGACAGUGCCGCAGAAGCUGAGAAGUUGUUCCGUUGGCUCAUCAGUCCAGUAACCCCGGAUGAUUUUUUCAACGGACUGUGGGAGAAGAAACCAUUAUUGCUUAAACGACACAUGCCCGACUACAAUGCUGAUCUUUUUAGCUGUGAAGAACUCCACAACAUCUUGAGAGAGAAUGACCUUCAAUUUACUACUAACAUUGAUGUGACAACCUACUCAGAAGGCAAGAGACAGACACAUAAUCCUGUCGGUCGAGCUCAUGCACCUGUGGUCUGGGACUUCUACAAGAAUGGUUGCUCCGUACGGUUGCUCAAUCCUCAGACAUACUCAGAUGCAAUCUGGAAGUUAAACUCCCUGCUUCAGGAGUACUUCGGGAGCUUUGUGGGAGCAAAUAUAUACCUGACCCCAGCAGGUUCCCAAGGCUUUGCUCCUCACUAUGAUGACAUAGAAGCCUUCGUUUUACAACUUGAAGGAAAGAAAUACUGGCGAUUAUACAGCCCCAAAAACUCACAAGAAGUCUUGCCAAGAUUCUCAAGUGCCAACUUUACUCAAGAGGAGAUUGGUGAGCCAAUUUUUGACACAGUCCUAGAGCCUGGUGAUCUGCUUUAUUUCCCGAGAGGAACAAUACAUCAGGCAUCCACACCAGAAGACAGUCAUUCCCUGCACAUAACAUUGUCAACCUGUCAGUGCAACACAUGGGGGGAUCUGCUGGAGAAAUUACUACCCCAGACUCUGCAGACUGCAAUGAGUGCUGAGGCUGAGCUGCGUCAGUCCCUUCCAAGGGGUUACAUGCAGUACACCGGUAUUGCUAACUCAGAGUCGACUGACCCUCGGAGAAUAACUUUCCUCAGUAAGGUCAGUGAGAUGAUGAUCAAGCUCGCCCAAUAUGCUGUCAUUGACGAUGCAGCUGACCAGAUGGCUAGAGGAGUCAUUCAUGACAGUUUGCCUCCAAAACUUUCACAAGACGAGCAUGUGUGCAGCAUAUUUGGGAGUGGACCAGUAUGCAAGAAUGGGAAGGUAUCUAACGAAGUGGAAAUACGUGAAGAUACGCAGAUCCGAAUUGUACGUCGAGGAGUUGUCAGACUUAUUGCUGAAGAUGACCAAGUCCGAGUGUACCACACAUUGGAGAACUCACGAGUGUACCACAGCAAACAACCACAGUUUGUUGAAAUACCUGCUGAGGCAGCCUCAGCUGUUGAGUACCUGCUGCACACCUAUCCUGCCUUCACAGAUGUCAGCAGUCUUCCAUUAGUUGAUGAGUGGCAAGAUAAGCAAGUGGAACUGGCCCAGGUUCUGUAUGAAAGAGGAAUAGUAGUCAGCAAGAAGCCACUACAGCCUGCAUGAAUACGCACACAGACAGCAAGUUCUAGCUAUAAAUCUUAACUCAUUUUACAUGGUGUCAAGGAAAAUCGAAGUCACAAUUCUCUUUUAAAGAAUUUAACUGUCAUCACCUGUGGAAUUUUCUCUCUUUACAAUUGAAUGGAUUUCAUAAGCAUACUUUUAACAGUUCAGUGUGAUAAAAGAGAAUUACUCAGUUACUAAGAAAAUUUUUCCACAAGUGUCUACUUCAUUUAAAAGUGCAUAAGGUCUCCUUUCAUGUGGUAUAAUUGAUACAAUGAUGCAUGACUGAUCUGUUUAAAUUAGAAGUGUGUGACACCACUAACCGCUUUUAGCUUGCUUUUAGUUAUGCUUGACCCUAGUAGUUAUGCUUGGCCCUAUCAUCCUCUUGCUGGUGUCAAAUAUAAAAACGAUAACAUUAGCAUUUCAAUUAUUGACAAUGUUUAUUAGUCACAUGCUGUGUUAUUCAGUUUCAGCCAAAGAAUGAAAUGAACAUUGACCUUGCCAAAAGCAAAAUUUUCACUCGUUCAUUUUGUCAUUCAUUCUUCCUUCAUUUGUUGCAUUUUUGGUGCUUUUGUUAAGUCAGCAUGUAAAUUAUGAGGAAACAUUGUGGGCUUUGUAGUUUUAAUUUUCACCUUUUUAAAAGGUUUUGGCAAAAGACAACAUGUCAGUUGUGUGAGAUAAAUUGUUUUUGCUCUUUUCUUUAUUUUCUGGAUGACACAAAUCCAGAAGGACAAAAGGGGGGAAAAUUAUGCGCUUGACGAGGAAACUGAGAAAGUUGUUGUAUUUGAUGAGAAAAUGAGAGGAGAUUCCAAGACACAAAUUACACAAAGAUACAAUUAUACAUAUGCCCAUUCCUCUGAAUGGCUAAAAAAGCAAUGCAUUCUUUUGAUGAAAUUUUAAAAUCUUCAGCAAUUAUGAUGUCUCAUGUUUCCCGAAAACUAAGUAUGGUUGCUGUGACAACACUUAAAAUGUAACCUUAAAAGAGCUUGGGGAGGACAGAAUCUGCCCCCUAAACAUUGUUUCUGAUUUUGCAGCAGUGUUUUUUUUUCACAAGCUGAGCUUUGAAGAGUUUGUUCAGUUAUUUUGACGCCACAGCUGUGAAAAUCGAACUUGCUGUUCUUACACACACAGACCAUAUUUUCAAGAAGGGUCAGCCAAAAAUGUAUACUUUCCACUGUCAUGCUGGAUGCAAGUGGGCUGGCAUGCCAGUGCCUUCAACUUCAAAUGACUGUAACAAACGUAUGUCCCAUUGAGUUGAAAUUUUACAUCUGUACUGAUAAGGAGUGUCUUUACAUGCAUACCAAGUGUAAAAUAAAGCAGGCUUGGAACAUCAGAGUUCUGAUGGGGAAGGGGAUUCCCCUACCCCCAGCUCUGUUAGAUUUAAGGCAGGCACUUUACAGUUUCAGUUCUUUCUGUAUUCUUUGGUAUGUCCUGUCAACAUUUGACCUGUAGUAUCUUGCUACUGCAUAUUACUUCUCGUAAGGAAAAAGCAGCUUCACUUCUCAGCACAGGACAAAUUUUAAUGGUUUUAAUGGUUCACAAAGUGAAAAAUUGCUAUCAGAAAAUAAGAAUCAGAUGUAUGCGUAAUAAACUUCAAUCAACAAAAAAUAAUGGAAAAGACAAAAUUUA
Acanthaster planci (crown-of-thorns starfish) is the source of this 3523-nucleotide messenger RNA. It is a transcript of the gene riox1, whose product is annotated as ribosomal oxygenase 1. Gene Ontology annotation, cellular component: nucleolus. Lineage: Eukaryota; Metazoa; Echinodermata; Asteroidea; Valvatida; Acanthasteridae. The record is from RefSeq and is a predicted model, not a curated record. Gene Ontology annotation, molecular function: histone H3K4 demethylase activity; histone H3K36 demethylase activity.